Messenger RNA from Syngnathoides biaculeatus (alligator pipefish), 1412 nucleotides. It is a transcript of the gene mfap5, whose product is annotated as microfibril associated protein 5. Gene Ontology annotation, cellular component: microfibril. The coding region runs from base 173 to 562 and encodes 129 amino acids. Gene Ontology annotation, biological process: embryonic eye morphogenesis. The record is from RefSeq and is a predicted model, not a curated record. Lineage: Eukaryota; Metazoa; Chordata; Actinopteri; Syngnathiformes; Syngnathidae. The transcript has 8 exons.
AAACGAGAGGACAAAGGAUUUGUUAAACAAAAGCAGGUUUGGACAACAGCAAAAGUUGCACGGUGGAGCGACAUUUUAGAGCAUUGGCCUCACAGUUGUAAGGCCUGGGGUUCGAAUCUGGGGCCCGAAGAAAUUAAGAGUUUGUGAAGCUCACCUCUCACAAGCUGAAGGAAUGGGCGGCCUUCCACUGGUCCUGCUCCUCUGUGGUUUCCACGCUCUCACAGCUGUCGUCCAAGCCCAGAAGAUCGAGACCACUGAGGCACCUGCCGGGACAACCCCGCCAGCCAACUGCAGGGAGGAGAUGUACCCAUGCACCAGGAUGUACUCGGUUCAUCGACCCAUCAAAAGAUGCAUCGGCGAACGUUGCAUUUACAGCCUCCCUCGCGUCUACGUGAUCAACAACGAGAUUUGCGUGAGGAUGGUGUGCCAGCAGGAUGAGUAUCGAAAAGCCGAGUUGUGCAGAGAGUUGUCUGGGUGGCCCAAGCGCAUCCAGAGGUCACUGAAUAGAAAGCGCUGUCGCAAUCGCCGUGACAACCCCAAAACCUGGGCAAACAAGGCCUGACGGGGAGAGGGGCUGCGGCUACGGCAACGUGACCACCCGGCAAGGUCGGGGCGCCGUGAAGACGGGACUCCGGGGACGUUGUCAUCAAAACAGUCCAUAACACCAUAAAUCCAGCGCUCAACACCUGCGGGGGUCUCCUCCCCGGUUUUUCACACACUCACUCACACACACACACACACACGCACACACACACACAGCCCAUGUGCUGAGUCAUAUCUAUGUUUAUGUGUACUAACUUUUAAUUGCCUGUGAAUACAGAGCAUUUCAUGUAUCAUGUCAAGCAGGGUUUAUGGCCCUUUAAAAGGUGAUAUGGAAAGCCAUUUAAGCAUUUACUCUGGAUACCCAAUUUAAAGUCUUUGUACUACAACGCUCUUGGUACUCACUGCUAAGAUAAUUCAGAACAUUAGUAGAAGAUCUUGAGCAAUGUUUUUUUUAUCGGCACAAGCGCCACUUUUUACCUCUUAGUACGGAAAUAGAUCUUACAAGUUGCAUGUUUAUUGGAUAUCCAGAUAUCUUUGUACUAGCACGUUCUUUGUCCUCACACACACACACACACACUAAAAAUGAUUAAGACGCAAUUGUUCUACCAGUUGGCCGAAACGUCAUACUAGUAAUGCCAAAGAGCAUACUAAUACAUGGAACUUAAACUGGACAUCAUGAAUAUUGAAUAAAUGCUGAAAGAGCUUGCCAUAAACUCCUAUAUGUUUUGCACAAAAGACUGUUUGACAUUGCAAGGUGCUAAAUAAUAAUCCAUUAUGCAUUACGCGCGCUGUUUUACCCAAUCAGUUAUAUCAACACUUGAUUUUGUUUCUUUCCACAUUUCCUUUGUCGAAUAAAUAACAUACACAUA